AUGGCGAACGACAAGCAGGCCGCUGAUCUCAAUGCGAUGAUCAAGCAGCACCGCGAGAAGAACCGUCCACAGAUCCUGGCAGACAAGAUCUUCUCCAAAGAGAGGCGCUCCAAGACUCCCGUCAACGCGUCCCAAGGCAAAGGCAAACCUGCAGCUGCACCUGGCGGCAGUCUUGCUAGUCGCAUCGGCGCCGCGGGCGUGACCAAGCGCACGUCGUCCACCUCGUCCGUCACUCGCUCAAACACGGCCCCACCGCGCAACGGACGUCCUCCACCACAAGCUCGACCACUACCACCGACUCGACCAUCAGCACCUCAAGCUCCACGCGCACGAGAUCUUACCGCUCGGCAGCCUGCUUCUGAUCCACCCUCCGAUGUUAGGAGCAAUGGAUAUAACGGAUACGACGCACCUGUUGCGAAUGGCAACGGCGCGAGCAUGAGCAUCAGAGGCGCGGCUGGUCCCUUUGUGGUUCUGGCUGCAAACUUCGCGCCAGGCACCACGGCGGCCGACAUAGAAAGCGUCAUGCAAGAGAUUGGCGGAGAGUGCUCCUGCAAAAUUCUGGAGCUUCGGCCAGACGUGCUCGCACAGAUGACCUUCACCGACAGAAUUGGCGCUGAGAAGGUGAUCAGCACAUUCAACGGAAAGAAGGCUGAUGGCCGCACGUUGCACGUCUACUGGAGCGGAUCUGCAGUAACACAACCCGAAGCAGAUGUCGAAGUUCCCGUCGAUGCGGUCAUGGACGAUAGCAUGGAGGUCGAUGAGAAUGCACAAUCACGAGAGGCCCAGGACCGCCUGCGCGAAGAGCGUCGCGGAGGUCCAGACCGUCGGCCACGAGAUGACUACCCCGCUGGACCUCGAGACAAUCGUGGCUAUAUGGACCACUACUAUCGUGGACCAAGGCGACAAGAUGGUCUGUUCCAGGACGGACGCCAAGACGGGCGAUACGGCUACCAAGGCGACCGCUUCGGUGGUGGUGGGCCGAGGGGCAGAUACCGUGAUGAAGGCCGGAUGUACUCUGAUGGCAUGAGGCGCGGGGGCGGCGGUGGUCAGAGCUACAGGCCAUAG
This is a messenger RNA of Fulvia fulva, 1065 nucleotides long. RefSeq lists its product as uncharacterized. NCBI's taxonomy places the organism in Eukaryota, Fungi, Ascomycota, Dothideomycetes, Mycosphaerellales, Mycosphaerellaceae. Bases 1 to 1065 code for a protein of 354 amino acids. Gene Ontology annotation, molecular function: RNA binding. The transcript has 4 exons. The record is from RefSeq and is a predicted model, not a curated record.